AUGCCAGGCUGUAGUGACAAUAGCACCUCCUGCUCAUCCGAGUCAGAUCUGGAACUUGGGAAGGGCUUGGAAUCAUUAUGGCUGCUUCUAUGCACGUUCCUUGUGGUGUCGAUGCAACUGGGUUUCGCAAUGCUGGAGGUGGGAGGAGUCCGGGAGGCUCAUCGAAUGACCGUUCUGGCGAAGAAUGUCAUGGACUCGGUUGUGACCUGCCUGGCCUUUGCUUUGGCAGCGGAAUUUCUGGAUAUGACUCUGGUGCAGGACAAGAACGGAUCAAAAUCGUAUGAAAACCUCCUGUCUAUGUGGGCCUUCUGCGCGACCUGUACGACGAUUUGCUCGGGGGCGAUGGCAGAGCGAGCGCACAUGGUGGCAUAUUUGGCUUAUGCGGCGGUGAUGGGCAGUGUGGUUUACCCGCCGUUGGCUGAAGGUGUCUGGGGUCGAGGAGGUUUCUUCUACAAUCAGCUGCAUGAUCGUUUCCGCACCGGAAUCAGCUACCAUGACUGUGCGGGAAGCGGUGUAGUUCAUUUGACUGGAGGCUGUGCAGCCUUCACUGGCUGCCUUUUACUGGGUCGACGAAUCAUGUGCCGUGAGCUGGAGCCGGAUGAUGAUGGUCAUUGGAUGGACCCUGAAGCAGCCAAAGAGGAGGAGAACCCGAAAGGCAACUGGCAGAGACGUUUUGAUGACGAGGCCAGAGACAAACUGGAGUUUCAGACUUGUAGCUAUCUACAGGUCAUGGGCAUGUUUACCUUGUGGGUUGGUUGGUAUGGCUUCAAUGCUGGGUCAGUCCUGUCUUUGGAUCCGACUGGCCAACUAGCUGGCAUGGUCUCCUGGAACACCACAGUCGCCGGCUCGGCGGCUGGGCUUGGAGCCUGCCUCUAUCUCUAUGGUUUUCAUUUGAACUUGGAUGUAGGCUUUCUGUGCAAUGGAGUUUUGAGUGGCCUAGUGGCUGUUACCGCCUCCUGUGAUGUGGCCACAUCCACAGCCGCGAUUGUUAUCGGCUUGCUGAGCGGCUUGGUGGUCUACCCGACUUGCUCUGGGCUGAUGCAGUGGGCCCGCAUUGAUGACCCAGUCGAUGCCGUUGCAGUGCAUGCAGGGUCAGGCUUCUUCGGCGUGGUGGCCACGGCGUUUUGCACUCCACAUUGUGACAAGUUGAGGGCAGCUGGUGCGCUUUAUGGACCCCAGGCAGAGUUUUGCUCCGAAGCGCACUCACUGGUCGGGCAGCUGGAGAUACAGCUUUGGGGUGCUUUUUUGAUAAUUGUUUGGGCAUUUUUGAUGUCCUUCAUUUUCUUCCUUCUUUGUGCAGUGUCCGAGCGUGUAAAAAGCUUGGAACUGAAGUACAUCAAGGAGGUUGAGGACAUCCUGGCACACAGCGUUGCUGAGCCUUCUGAGGCCGUGGAGUCCUUACUCACGAUGCGCUUGGGUUCGGUGGGUGAACGUUCAGCACUGGUGCGCCAGCUGCUGGAGCAGCGGGCGCAUGGCAGCUUGAAGGACAUCAAGGACUUCCAAGCCGCUUUAGCUGACUUGCGCUGUGGCUGGCGGCAAAGCGCUCUAGAGCCAGAGACCAGUUGCUGUAUGGAGGCCUUGGUCAGAGCAACAUUUGCUUGCUGGCCACUGCGGAAAAUGUCUCUUCUGCGGCUGCGAAUCCAUCCGUCAGCGGAACUCUCAGGCCUAGGCGCCCUGAAGGCUGAGGGUGGCAAAGUCUACCAAGCGUUGCACCGUGCAGCGCAUCAGAUUGCUGAGCUGCGAGCAGAGCACCGGUCGGUCCACUCGCCGUUGAAGAGAAAUGUCAAGGAGCUGUCGCUAAUCGUGAAGAGCCAAGACAUCCUACUGCGGGCCUUGACGCGAAAGCGCUCACCCAGGAGAGGCACACUUCAGUCUGUGGCUGAAGAGGAUGAACGGGAGAAGCAUUCUCCAACAAAGCUGCCCUCAGUGGGCACUCAUCAAGAAGGAGCAGGGACAGCCCUUCAUUCAGCCUUUCCAGCCUCAAGCUCGGAUCCGUAUCCGAUUCAUCGUGUCAGAAGCGAUAGCACCUUGUCCGACUCCUCGAUGGGCACCAUGAGUCCGCCCAUGUCGGUGAACAGCACAACGCCUCGGCCCAGCAUUUUGGGCCGGGAAGUUCACAGGAGCCGGGAAGUUAAUGAAGUUGCCGAUCAGCUCUCAAUAUUGCUGCAAACACAGCAGCAGCUCAUGACCGCACUGACACAAGGCUCACCUUCCAUUGGAAAUCCUCAAUUCGCUGAGCCGCCGAUGCCACAGUGUGAGCCUCCGCUGUUGGCACAGAGGAAUGUGCUUGCAGCUGCGCUGGAAGUGCUUGCUGCUCGAGGUGUUUCAGGAAAUCCGAGUGCAGAGGCAACUCCUCGAACGCUUGACAUGGUGAGCCGAGGGCCAAGCACCCUAAGCCUAGGCUCUGGUGGAAGUGCAGACACACUGCUGGAGCAAGCCUACAGGGCUGACAUUGCAAUCGCCAUGGUCUUGCGAAAAGGAGGAGUGAUGGCGCAGAGCAUUUGCUACACUGCCGGGAUGCGCUUGGCAGGUGCCGGGGCGGCAUUUGUGCGCUUUGCUUUAGCCCAGCGGGGUGGGCCUGUCCAUGAGGUGGUGAUUCGUGCUGGUGAGGUUGCAUUCCUGGGACGUGCGCCCAAAGCUUGUGUUGUGAUCCAGGAUUCUAGUGUUUCAUCCCAGCAUGUGGAGCUGUCAUUUGGCCUGAUCUCCGCAAAGAAGUCUCCAGAAAGGGCAGGCGAGCCAUGUGUGCUGGCUCGUGACAGGUCGCAAAACGGCACUGGGCUCUGCAAGCUGGGCCCCGAUGGCCUGCCAGACUUGGCCAAUAUUUGGCGUCUCAGCUCUGGGCCGGAGCAUUUGGAGGAUGGCCAAGUCUUGGUGGUCCCAUUGCGAAGCAAAAGCCGACAAGUCCGACAAAAUGAGGUCUUGGAGACCAGCCUGUUUCACUUCUAUUUGCACACAGGUGUGGGUACUUGGCCUCCGAAGCCUAUAGCCUUAGUUGGGCGAGGCAACGGAAAGCCAGAAGAAGCUGUUCUACGAGCGUGGGUUCCGGACAAGCUGGGUGACUCUGACAUCCUCCCGGACUGCUAUGACCCUGCCUCUGGAAUUGGGCGAUGGAACUAUCAGGCUCGCUUGGGCGAGGGUGGCCUGGGCAUCGUCUACCGUGCUUACGAUUGCCAGGGCAAACUGGGGCAUGUUGCUAUCAAGGUGCUAAAGCAUCCCCAGCGUGCCUACUGGGGGAAACAACACUGUUUUGCAAUGCACCGUGAGAGCCAGUGGUCAUUGCAGAAACUUCACAAUACCGCUGAUGGUCGAUACUGUGAACGUUCUGCCAAACUUUUUGCAAAGUACCUUGAGGAUCACACCGGCUUGGUGCAAGUCAGCCCAGGCAGCUUUGAUGAGCGCCGAAAGCGCUUUGAGACACCAGGACUGGACUGGGAGAAGGAUGGGCCUAAGGUUGUGGCUGCACCCUAUGUGGUCAUGGAACUGGUUGAAGGGGAACCCCUGCACGUGGCCAUGGACCGUGAGUGGCGCACACCCUCAAAGCAUGCUGGCAAGGAUCCAGCCCCCAUGACAGUGCAAGAAAAGCGCCAGGUCUUGAUACAAUCUGCUCGAGCGCUGGAGUAUUUGGCAACCUUCGGGCUCAUUCACCGAGACUUCCGUGGUUGCAACAUGCACUUGGCUGAAAGGGCAGUAAACGAUGGCGAGUGUGUUUUGAAGGUUUUGGAUCUUGGUGUAAUGAUCACGGGUGAAGAUUGUCAUCAGUCGAACACCAACGACGCAGUCCAGGCCUUCCGUCGCCGUGGCGAGACGGAGGAAAAGCGACGGCGGUAUGAUUGGUUGCCAUGGGAAGUGCGAAUAUCUGCAGACGGCAUUGGACCACCGCUGAACUUCUUGGAGCCUGUGCAUUCUUUCGACAUGUUCUCCCUUGGAGUGCUUGCAUUGCACCUCACGAUUGGCCGAACAGAGGCCCGCCUGAGGCUUAGUGCCAUGGAAAGUGCCGGUGCAGGAAAGGACCUCACCGCGGUGGAGGUGGUUGAUACCAGCAUGCUGGGUCUGGAUCCCAUGUUGCAUCGUGAAAUGUUGGGCCCGGCAGCCGAUCGGCCUGCGCCCAGCAAGGUGGUGCGUUCCAUCGAGGCAAAAUUGGCAGACCCGCAGAGGCUGCCAACCGUGAGCAAGGCUGUAGGCGCGGCAUCCAGGGCCAGGGUGACAAGCAGUCAGCUUUAUCCUGAAGUGACCUUGAGUCGCACUCGCAGCCCAACAAUAUGGCCGGCCGAAAGAACCAGGGAUCCUGCUGAGAUGGCACAAAUGAAGCGUUUGUUACCGCCCGAGCCGCUCGAGAGUGCAGCUGGGCGCCUCGUACCGCCUGCAGCCAACGGACGCCCAGGCUCCGGUCAGCGAGAUCCACCGGGAGCCUCGGCCAAGUCUGUUGCCCGAGUGCCUCGAGACUGGGAGAGCCAAAGCUCCGACGACGAGAAAAGACACCCUCAGCGUGGUGUAGGCCCCGGUGGCCUGCCAGAAAGGAGUCGUUCAAGGAGCGCUUUGGAGCGACAAGAGCAAGCUGAACUUGAUGUCGCUGCGAAGAGGAACCAGCACUUUGGCCCACGGUCGCGCAGCUCGCGGAGUCGCAGCCGAGAUGGCUUGAAUGGCAGAGACAAAGAGGAAGCAAGGUCCGUUCCCAGUGAUGCCGAGGAAGUGGAAGUCUGGCGACCUGCUUGGCGGCGUUCUGUUUCUGCGCGAAAGGAGCUGCCCUCAAGAAGUUUGUCCCCAGACGGUGCAAGAUCUGCUGAGCCUGGUGCUGCGCUUUUCCGUUCUUUGAGGGCUUGCAGGAACUUGUCCUGGAACACUCGCCAGAUCCAGCUGCCGACUGAGAAGUCGUGUCACUGGAUUCUGCGAUUUCCUUUGGACUUGGAGGUUUGGGGCUCAGCCGGUGAGAACAAGCCCGAGAUCGGCCUGAUGGACGUGUGUAGGUCCGGCCCUCCACUGCCACCUGGUGACGUUGCACUGGAGCCACCCGCCUCUGUCCUGGGCGAGAGGAAGCCGAAGGCAUGUGCAUCCUUAGGAGAAUGGCUGGAGAUUGGAGAGAUGCAGCAUCCAGAGGGCAGCACAGCGAGAAUUGGCCUCCAGAUGCUGAGAAGUGCAAGCUUGCCUCCGGGGUAUGGCUUUGAAUUUGAUCGUUUCUUGCGUCGGGUCGUGCUACGCCACGCUGCGGGUGUUGUCAUCCACGGGCAGCCAAUGCUGCUCCUCGACCAAAAGGUAGAGUUACUGUAUAUAUCUGUAUAUAAAACACGUAUCAUAUUACAUUAUAUACAAUGAUAUAAUGAUAUGUACAUAUUCACACCAGUUUAUUCACGGGGCAUUUGUAAAUCGAGUGAAGUGUUGGAUAGAAUCCGAGGAAUGAAUGGGCGUUGCUUCCCGACUAGAAAGGCAGUGCCUGAUCGUUGGUAGAAGCACCAAUUGAACCUCACCUUCUGGUGUUCUGUUGUCACUAGGACGCAAAGCAGUUGCUUGAAAGAUGCAGUUACAACCAAGGGUUUCCUGCGAUUGUGAUGAUGAAUUUGAUGCAGAGCAGCUUGGUUGCACGAGUUUAUGGCUUUGACAAAGACUUGCGCCGCAUUGUCCGCAUUGUGGAACUUGAGCUCUUGCUACGGUACUCACUCGAUAGCAUGUUCACCUCGUUCUGGCUUUGCACCGGUGAUUGGAUUUGUGAACUCCGUUGUGAAAGCUGUUUGCCAGGCUCCGGUAUCAUUAUUGCACUUUCCACGAGUUUGGCCGAUUAGUGACAGGCCGACAGCGCGCAUCUAAGAGCUUGAUGUCGUCGGUUGAUGAGCUCAGACUCAUCCAAGCGACUGUGUCCAGCAUACAUGCAGAUGUGUUAGUGUUUCCAAACAUGGUGGGUGGUUCAGUGGUUCAGUCAAGGUAAGUGCUUCUUGCAUGUAUCAAGCUUGCUGCUGGAUCAGAGUGACUGGAGAGCUGGGA
Messenger RNA from Durusdinium trenchii, 5973 nucleotides. The record is from the annotation of a GenBank genome assembly. NCBI's taxonomy places the organism in Eukaryota, Dinophyceae, Suessiales, Symbiodiniaceae.